CUUCCAGCAUAUUAAGCUUUUCCGUAAUCUCGUGAUCUUUGGUCUCGUAUUUCCAAACCCUGCGCAAUCUGGCCCGCGCCAAAUCUCCCAGGAUUUUUUUUCGUUGCUUACCCGCAUAGCUCGCGCCGAAGCUGCAGCGUACAAAAAAGUCCACCGCACUGCCUCGGUUAUCAUAUCGCGCCUGCCCCGCACCGCCCACUUUCUCUCUCCCCACUGGGUGACUCUUCUCUUUUUCAAUUUGCUGAUUCUAUUCUCCUCGCACUAAUUUUCUUGUAAAUGGCUAUAAAGGCAAAGGGACCACUGGGCCAGCUGGGCGUUCUGGCCCGCACCAUCAUACAGAAGCCGUCGGAGGUGCGGCCCCUGGGCAAGCUGGCUGUGCAUGCCGCCAAGGCUGCGCACCUAAUGGAGUCUGCUGCGAUUGGGCCGCGAGACCCAGUCCCGGGAUCGCAGGCAUCGUUGGUGGACGAGCUCAAGCGGCCUUUCAAUGCGAGCUCGAUCCAGGCACCGGAAAAGAUCACGGCGCACGACUGGCACAGCGCCCUCGACAAUGCGUCCCAGGUGGUCGGUGAUAAGGACAAGAGUCUUGCCGACCCGAAGGAUCUGGUGGGUGCCGAGCUCUCAUUCAUGACUGAUAACCUGGCUAGGCUUUUGGAGAGCGGACAUCCGAUGCUAAACACAGUCUCGCAAUAUUAUUUCUCAGCGUCAGGCAAGCAUAUCCGGCCGCUUCUGGUGCUGCUGGUGGCCCAGGCGACCAGCAUUGCCACAAAGCGCCAGGGCAUGUCAUCAAUGCUGGUUGGCUCGUCUGAUGUUGAUUAUUCGCUGAUCGAUCGGGCGGUCUCCAAGAAUAUCCAGAGCGACCUUGAGUCUCAUGAGAUGAACCAGUUGAUUGAGAGCGCGGCGCGUGGGGCCAACGGCGGGCUGACAGUUCUCCCGACGCACCGGCGGCUGGCUGAGAUCACCGAGAUGAUCCAUACAUCAUCGCUCCUGCACGACGACGUUAUUGAUCAGGCAGAGACCCGGCGUGGACUGCCGGCGAUUCAGCAGGCGUUUGGCAACAAAAUGGCCAUUUUCGCCGGCGACUUUUUGCUGGCCAGAGCAUCCAUGGGGCUGGCGCGACUGCGUGAUCCCGAGGUCAUUGAGAUCAUGGCUAGUGUGCUGUCGGACCUCGUUGACGGCGAGUUCAAACAGCUCAAGAACUUGGAGGAUGAGGGCGCGCCUAUGGCCAAGCCCGAUGACCGCGCCUUCGAGUACUACCUGGAGAAGACAUAUCUGAAGACGGGUAGUUUGAUUGCCAAGAGCUGCCGGGCAUCAGCCGUGCUGAGCAAUGCUACAGACGAUGUUGUCGAGGCCGCCUACAUCUAUGGCCGCAACCUGGGCAUUGGUUUCCAGCUGAUUGACGACCUGCUUGACUUCACUGUCAGCGCCAAGGAGUUUGGUAAGCCUGUAGGUGCUGAUCUGGAGCUUGGUCUGGCGACAGCCCCGGUUCUGUAUGCCUGGCAAGAGUACCCAGAGCUGGGCCCCUUGGUGGCCCGGAAGUUCUCUAAUGAGGGCGAUGUGCCGAUGGCGUGGGAGCUGGUGCACAAGAGUCAGGGCCUGGAGCGCACAAAACUACUGGCCCAGAUGUACGUUGAUCGGGCACGGGAGGCGCUGGAGGUAUUCCCGCCAUCGCAGGCCAGAGAGGCCCUGGAGCGUGUGACGCAGUCGGUGGUCACCAGGACAAAGUAACAGCACAUCUUAGAGACUGCCACAAAGCUUCACUUUUCAUAUAAAUACCCGGA
This is a messenger RNA of Linderina pennispora, 1778 nucleotides long. Its product is annotated as terpenoid synthase. The coding region runs from base 277 to 1725 and encodes 482 amino acids. Gene Ontology annotation, cellular component: transferase complex. The record is from RefSeq and is a predicted model, not a curated record. The transcript is spliced from 2 exons. Gene Ontology annotation, biological process: ubiquinone biosynthetic process; isoprenoid biosynthetic process. NCBI's taxonomy places the organism in Eukaryota, Fungi, Kickxellomycota, Kickxellomycetes, Kickxellales, Kickxellaceae. Gene Ontology annotation, molecular function: prenyltransferase activity.